This is a messenger RNA of Exserohilum turcica Et28A, 621 nucleotides long. RefSeq lists its product as uncharacterized. The record is from RefSeq and is a predicted model, not a curated record. NCBI's taxonomy places the organism in Eukaryota, Fungi, Ascomycota, Dothideomycetes, Pleosporales, Pleosporaceae. Gene Ontology annotation, cellular component: cytosol. The transcript has 2 exons. Bases 1 to 621 code for a protein of 206 amino acids. Gene Ontology annotation, molecular function: GMP kinase activity. Gene Ontology annotation, biological process: purine nucleotide metabolic process.
AUGGCCCCCGCCGACACUGCCGCCAUCCCCAAGGAUGCCCUCUCCGCGAACCAGCCCAUUGUAAUCAGCGGCCCCUCUGGCGCUGGAAAGUCGACCAUCCUGUCCCGCCUCUUUGAAGAGUUUCCUGGAAAGUUCGGCUUCAGCAUAUCGCACACGACGCGGGCGCCGCGAGGGAACGAGCAGAAUGGCAAGGAGUACUACUUUGUGACCAAGGAAGAGUUCCUGGACCUGGUAGAGAAGAAGGGGUUUGUGGAGCAUGCGCAGUUCGGGGGCAACCACUAUGGAACCAGCAUCAAGGCGAUCGACGAUAUUACCGAGAAGGGCCAGAUUUGCAUUCUGGAUAUCGAGAUGGAGGGCGUUAAGCAGGUCGCAAACCACCCUACAUUCCCCCGUCCGCGAUUCCUGUUCUUGCAGCCACCAUCGAUGGAGGUCCUAGAACAGCGACUGAGGAGCCGGGCGACGGACAAGGAAGAGGCUAUUCUCAAGAGGCUCAACCAGGCCCAGGUCGAGAUGGAAUUUGCGCACAGCGGAGAGGCGCCGCAUGACAAGAUUGUCAUCAACGAGGACCUGGACAAGGCGUACAAGGAGGUCAGGGAUUUCAUUGUCGGCGCCGACGCAUAG